Alligator mississippiensis (American alligator) is the source of this 4297-nucleotide messenger RNA. RefSeq names its product MON1 homolog B, secretory trafficking associated (gene MON1B). Gene Ontology annotation, biological process: protein targeting to vacuole; vesicle-mediated transport. The record is from RefSeq and is a predicted model, not a curated record. Lineage: Eukaryota; Metazoa; Chordata; Crocodylia; Alligatoridae. The coding region runs from base 1098 to 3212 and encodes 704 amino acids. The transcript is spliced from 6 exons.
GAGGGGCAGGGACUGGUGGUGCUAGGCUGUAAGGGCUGUCAGCUGGGCCCCACCCCAGAGCUGGCUGUAUCUCAGUGCUGGGUGUUAUACUUGGCCAUUCCACCCCAGAGCUGGCUGCAUGUCUGCCUCCCCCAUAUACUGUUACACACAACCGCCACAACCCCAGAGCAGGCUGCAUCCUGGCAUCGAAGGGUCCCUUCUUAUGCAGUGUUAGACUUGGCUAUUCCCAGGCUUCCCACCCCAGAGCUAGGCACAUCUCAGUCUUCUCCAUGCCAUGUUAUACUUGGUCAUUCCCCAGCUCCUGAAUCCCAGAGCCUGCCACAUCUCAGCUUCCUCAUGUGCUCAUAUACUCAGCAGUCUGCAGCCACCACAAUCCCAGAGCUGCCUGCAUUUUGGUGUUGAGGGGUCCCUUAUGUGCAGUUCUACUUGGCCAUUCUGUAACUGCCCCAACCCAGAGCUGGCCGCAUCUCUGCGCUCCCUUUAGGGGCUCUAAAACAGAGGAAAGUCCUGGAUUAGCCUUUGCACCAGGAGGGCUUCUCUGGUGUUAAGAUGUGGCCAUCUCUGGGAUGGAGCAGCUGAGUAUAAUGCCUUGCCCAGCACAGAGAUGCAUUCAGCUCUUGGGUGGAACAGGUGAGUGUAAUGCCACAGAUGCAGGCUGUGCCAAGAUGCAGCUAGCUCUGGGGUGGAACCGCUCGAGUAUAACACUAUACAGAGGCUGUACCCAGUGUAAGGUUGUAAUCAGUUCUGAGGUGGAGCUGCUGGGGAAUAGCUGACAUGCUGUAGAGGGAGAGCUGAGUUGCAGCCAGCUCUGGGGUUCUGUAUCUGGGGAAAGUCUGAGUAUGGUACUGCAUGGGAGGACUGAGAUGUGGCCAGCUCUGGGGUAGAACAGGCUGAGUGUAACACUAUAUGCAGAGACUGCACCCAGUGUCAGGAUGCAGUCAGCUCUGGAGUGGAGCAUCUGGGGAACAGCUGAAUAUAACACUGCAGGGAAGGCUGAGUUGCAGCCAGCUCUGGGGCACAGUAUCUGGCAAACAUCUGAAUACAACCCUGCUGGGGGAAGGCCAAGAUGCAGUCAGCUCUGAGGUGCUGCCUGGCAUAUGGGGAUGGCAACCGGGGAGGAGAUGGCCCCAACCCUAGGUCCUGAGGAACUAAGUGCUGGCCUGGAGGAAGCAGCUCCUGGCUCCAUUCCCAGCCCCAGCCCUGGAGCCUCUCGUGGGGUGGAGGAGGCUGGGGGCCCGGGCUGGCGGGCACGGCGCAAGCACGUGUUUGUGUUGAGUGAGGCAGGGAAGCCCAUCUACUCACGCUAUGGCAGCGAGGAGGCACUCUCGGCCACCAUGGGUGUCAUGACGGCCCUCGUCUCCUUCGUGGAGAGUGGCCAUGAUGCUAUCCGUUCCAUCUGCUCUGAGGACCGGAAACUGGUGUUUGAGCAGCAAGGCCCACUGGUGCUGGUGUCGGUGUCACGCACGCGACAGUCGGAGGGGCAGCUGCGCCGGGAGCUGCUGGCCGUGCAUGGGCAGAUCCUGAGUGUGCUGACACGUGGUGCUAUCGCCCGCCUCUUCCAGCGCCGCCAGGGCUAUGACUUGCGGCGCCUGUUGGCUGGCUCAGAGCGCCUGCUGGACGGGCUACUGGGUCAGUUAGAAAGCGAUGCUGGCUUCCUGCUAGGUGCUGUGCGCUGCCUGCCCCUGGCCCCCGGCCUCCGUGAUGCUCUUGGUGCCCUGCUCCAAAAGGCCACUGCCCCCAAUCUCGUCCUCUCGCUGCUGCUGGCUGGGCCUGGCUGGGGAGAGACUGGGGUGGUAGAGGGCAAGGGGGGGCAGGGGGUGAUGGAGAGGCAGGCAGGGCAGGACAAGGAGGGAGGGAUUCAACAGGAGGGGCAUAGAGAGCCAGUUCUACAGGGUGGGUCUAGGGAUGGGGAGCUGAGAGAGGGGGUCCGACAGGGGUCUAGGGAGGAGUCUCAACAGGGGAUACCUAGGGAGGGGAAGCUGAAGGAGGAGCCUCAACAGGGGGUAGCUAGGGAAGGGCUCCAAGUGGGAGUGCUGAGUGAGGGGGUUCAGGAGGGGGGGUUCAGCAAGUGGACUCAGCAGGGGGCCCUAGGGAAGAGGGUCCAGCAGGGGGUGCUGAGGGAGGAGCCUCAGCUUGUGCAAAGAGAGGGGGGUCAACAGGAGGUGUCCAGGCAGGGGGAAGUGAGUGAGGGCUCUCAGCUGGGGGUACCUAGAGAGGGCUUUCAGCUUGGGCUACAAAGGCAGGAUUCUCAGCUGGGGGAUCCUAAGGAGGGCUCUCAGCCAGGGCUCCCAAGGCAGGAUCCUCAGCCAGGGGCUCCUAGGGAGGGCUUACAGCCAGGACCCCUGAGGCUAGAUUCUCAUCUGGGGCGGCCAAGGGAAGGUCCUCGUAGUCGGGGGGCGCCGCCGGGGCAGCUGCAGCUGGUGGCUGCAGCACAGGAGCGAGCAGUGCUAGAGGAGUGUCGCCUGCACCCCAGUGACCUGCAGCUACUGCUGAACCUGGUGGGGGCGAGUGCGGGUGGGCAGGCAGGUGAGAUGUGGACGCCUGUGUGUCUGCCCCGCUUCAACCCUGAUGGCUACUUCUACGCCUACGUGGCACGGCUGGAGGCUGAGGGCCGCGUCUGCCUGACUCUGCUGUCCACCGACCGUGAGGCCUUCUAUGCGGCUGCUGCCUGCCGCCGCCGCAUUGAGGAGGGGCUGCGGGCCCACGGCUGCCUGCCCGGCCUAGUGGGGGCACUGCGGACACCUGCCUAUGGGGUGGGCGCCGUAGGGCUGCCUGAGUUGCGCCACUUCAUCUACAAGCCCCUUGACAUCCCUGACAACUACCGCCAGCUGCCCCAGUUCACCAGCCCAGAGCUAGAGGAGCCCUACUCCAGCGAGGAGGAGCGGUACCGCCUGUUUGACCUCUACCAUUACCUACACAGCCGCAUCCACAGCUCCUCACGGCCCCUGCGCCUCAUCUACCAUGUGGCUGAGAGGGAAACGCUGUUGGCCUGGGUCACCAGCAAGUUCGAGCUCUACACCUGCUUCAGCCCACUGGUGACCAAGGCUGGUGCUAUCAACAUCCUCACCAAGCUGCUACGCUGGAUCAAGAAGGAGGAAGACCGGCUCUUUAUCCGCUACCCGCCCAAGUACUCUACCACACCUCACUCUGCCAAGGGCACUAAGGCAGCCCGGCCUGAUGGGGCUGAAAACGGCUUCUUCUCUGGGCUCUAGGCCUCUCCCACAGCUUUGGAAGAAGGGGGUGCUAGGGGAGAGUAACACCCCCUUCCGCCCUGUGUUUUGGGGGCAAGUAGCUAAUUUUAGGUCCCCUGUCCUCUUCCAGAGGGGGUUUGGACUUGUCUUGAGGAGAAAUUAUCUCCAUGCCACGGUGACCUGUGUUAUUUAUUGUAUGGGCUGGGGGGAGGGGAGUGGCUAAGCCUGGAGCCAGGGUAUCAGGGUGGUGGGGGUAUCAGGCAUUUGCAGGGUGUUUAUUUGCCCUGGCCUGGGGCAAUAAAUCCCCAGCUUGCUUCUCAAGGUGAUGGGGGGGAGGGGGCGUGCUGAGAGCAACAAGUUUGUCUUCUUUCCAUGUUUCCUUGGGCACCAAGUUAGCCAUGGCUUUCUUGAACAUGGGGCCAUGAGGCAUUUUUCCCUCUGCUUCAGAGGGAUUCAGGGGCAUUCCUCCCCCUUCCUAGCAUUCUCCAGUUCCUUCUAAAUGGGUGUUUAACCAGUGGAGCCUGUGGUUUUGGUGUGUCCCCCACCCACUGUGGGUAGGCCAGUCACCCCCGCCUCCACCCUGCUGUUGAGUUUGGGGUUCCCUGCUGCUUUUGAGGCCAGAAAUGCAGCCACCUCCUGGGAGAAACUAGAAUGACAUUGGUUCCUCCAACACACCCUGGCUCCUCCCUGUGUUUGUUACCCUCCCCCCUCUGUGGCGUCCAGGUGUCUGUCCAUCUUUUGCACUUGUGUCCCGGGGGGGGGAGGGGGGGGGGGCAUGUUGGACAGCCCAGAAUCCUUUGCACAUGCAAACUACUGGCCUCUAAACUGCACUUGAAUCCCCUAAGGACUGCCAGCGUGGCUGAGGCAGUCUCCUUUGGGUGUUUUUUGUCCCCCUUUUUACUCCCAUUGCUCAUGUCUCCCUCCUGGGAGCCCUGGCAGCCCUUCCCCUCCUCCUAUCCCUUGCUUUGGGUUGGCGUUGGUAGGGUAGGGUGGGGCAGGGGGGGAGUGGAUUUCCAUGCAUGGCAUAUCAUGCUGGGGUUUCCUUCGGGUCAGACUGGUGUACUGAGAAUCCAAAUAUCUUAUUAAAAAGGAAAAAAAAAUCCAAA